AUGUUAUUUGUUUUCUCUGUAGGUUCCAAAAUCAGAAUAACACCACAACAGCCAAAACAGGACUGUGUAUCGUCCAAGCAGCACAUGACAACUAAGGACGAUUCAGCAUUUGGAUUAUUAAUGGAAAAUAAUGAGGUCUCAUUACUUCCUCCACCUAUCUCACCAACUCUGUUUCAUGGCAUAAGCGGAAGAGAAAAAGCCCCUCUUACUUCAAAGAUCAUUAAGAGAAAUGAGAAUGAAAUGAAUACUAUCAAGCUGCAUAAAAACAGUCGACGACUUCUUAUUAAAAGAAAUCCUUUUACAGCUUCUUCAGUGAAUUCUACUCUUCCUAUACCUGUGAGAAAAUUUGAAGGUUACGAUGAUGUUUUAGAAAGCUUUUAUGAAACACAGAGACAAAGAAAACUCCUGAUGAGAGAUACCUGUCUUAAAUACAAAAGCAACAGCAGAAAAAGUAUUACUCCUCAUCAUGUUUCCAGAAUUUUUGUAGAAGAUCGACAUAAAAUGUUAUACUGCGAAAUUCCAAAAGCUGGUUGCUCAAACUGGAAGAGAGUUUUGAUGGUGCUUAAUGGAUUAGCUCAUUCCACAAGUGAGAUAAAACACAACACAGUACAUUAUGGAAAUUAUCUUAAAAGAUUAGAUAGUUUUGACCAAAAAGGAAUUUAUCAUCGACUCAGUUCUUACACCAAAGUGCUUUUUGUACGUGAACCUUUUGAAAGACUUGUAUCAGCAUUCCGAGAUAAAUUUGAACAUCCUAACAGUUAUUAUCAUCCUGUUUUUGGAAAAGCUAUAAUCUCUAAGUAUCGUGUAAAUGCUACCCAAGAGGCACUAAGGACAGGUUCUGGUGUGAUGUUCAAAGAAUUUAUACAGUACCUUUUGGACUUUCGCAGGCCUGUGGGUAUGGACAUUCAUUGGGAACAUGUGAACAGGCUUUGUAGCCCAUGUGUAAUAGACUAUGAUUUUAUUGGGAAAUUUGAAAGUAUAGAAAAGGAUGCCAAUUUUCUUCUUUACUUAAUUGGUGCUCCAAAGAAUCUGACUUUUCCUAGAUUUAAAGACAGGCAUUCCAAUGAAGAAAGGACAACAACUAAAAUCACACACCAAUAUUUUGCACAGUUAUCUCUUUCAGAAAGACAGCGGGCAUAUGAUUUUUAUUACAUGGAUUAUAUCAUGUUUAAUUAUUCUAAGCCUUUCAAAGAUCUUUAUUGAUUUUACUGGAUAAAAAAAUAUUUA
Molecule: messenger RNA, 1227 nt
Organism: Protopterus annectens (West African lungfish)
Lineage: Eukaryota; Metazoa; Chordata; Ceratodontiformes; Protopteridae
Gene: CHST8
Product: carbohydrate sulfotransferase 8
Exons: 2
Coding region: 1-1203 (400 amino acids)
Biological process (GO): proteoglycan biosynthetic process; carbohydrate biosynthetic process
Cellular component (GO): membrane
Molecular function (GO): sulfotransferase activity
Source: RefSeq, a predicted model, not a curated record